Momordica charantia (bitter melon) is the source of this 1249-nucleotide messenger RNA. RefSeq names its product GATA transcription factor 4. Gene Ontology annotation, biological process: cell differentiation; positive regulation of DNA-templated transcription. Gene Ontology annotation, cellular component: nucleus. NCBI's taxonomy places the organism in Eukaryota, Viridiplantae, Streptophyta, Magnoliopsida, Cucurbitales, Cucurbitaceae. The record is from RefSeq and is a predicted model, not a curated record. Gene Ontology annotation, molecular function: zinc ion binding; sequence-specific DNA binding.
AGAUGCCCCAAACUUUUCGUAUUUGCACUUACGCCCCUCCCCUGCCUUCUCAAAAACCCCAUUCCACUCCUACCCUUCUCCCUCAUCCACGCUCUCCGGUAACUCAAAUUACUCUCAAUUACGUGUACUCUACGUCAAUGGAGGUGCCGGAGUAUCUUGACGGCGGCUACUACGGUACCGGAGCCGGUCAAUUUUCGCCGGAGAUGCAGAAAUCCGCCGCCGACCACUUCGCUGUCGACGAAUAUCUCUUGGACUUCUCGAAUGAAGAUGUGGCAAUGACCAGCGGUUUCUUCGAUAAUGUCGCCGGAAAUUCAAGUGAUUCAUCGACGGUUACUGCGGUUGAGAGCUGCAAUUCCUCGGUCUCCGGCGGCGACAAUCGGCUGUCGGGGAAUUUUGGCUCCGGGAGCUUGUGUGAAGCUCAAUUCUCGAGCGAGCUCUGCAUUCCGUGCGACGAUUUGGCCGAGCUCGAAUGGCUCUCGAAUUUCGUGGAAGAUUCAUUUUCGACGGAGGAGAUUGAUAAGAAUCUUCACGCGGUUCGCUUCCCGCCUACGACGUCGUCGUCCGUUCACGGAAGUGCGAAAACGACAUCGUUUUUCCAGGACGAAGCGCUGGCUCUCCCCGGCAAGGCCCGCAGCAAGCGCUCACGCGCUUCUCCAUGCGACUGGUCGACGCGCCUCCUCCAUAUGGCAGCUCCGGCGAAAACGAAGGGAGAGAGUUCGAACGCCGAAACGUCGUGCCGGAAGUGCCUGCAUUGCGCGGCGGAGAAGACGCCGCAGUGGCGGACUGGGCCCAUGGGCCCGAAAACGCUGUGCAACGCUUGUGGGGUCCGGUACAAGUCGGGUCGGCUCGUACCCGAAUACCGACCCGCGGCGAGCCCGACAUUCGUGUCGACGAAGCACUCGAAUUCCCACCGGAAGGUGAUGGAGCUCCGACGGCAGAAGGAGGAGCAGUUUCUGAGUGAAAGUUCAAUAUUCGGGAGAUCGAACGGCUGUAAUGAGUUCUUGAUCCACCGUCGCAACGGCGGUGAUUUCAGUCACAUGAUGUAGAAUUUUGCCGUAAAAAAAGGGGAUAGAAGACAGAAGAGGAAAAAGCUAUAAAAAGAAUUAAAUAGAUUCUGUACUUUUUUUAACCUUUCCAUCAGUAAAAAAACCUUUGGAAUUGAGAGAGGAUAAUGAUUAUGGUAGGGACUGAAUGAAUGUACGGACUGUUUUCAUGAUAAAAUUAUAUUGGAUGAAAAAUCUUCUUUCUA